ACUGUAACAGGUAACAUCCGUAACCCUUGAGGCUGAAAGACAGUCGAGCUAUGCGGUAAUACUACUUGUCCUGUCUCUUCAUCACACACCCCUCCUUCAAGUCUAGACGUACUGCAUCCCUAUCUGGCUGCCUCAACGCUCGAUAGUCACAAACGCGAACGACCGAUUCGCACAAGCAGCUACCAAUACAGCUGACCGCGAUGUCAUACAACCAGUAUUCUGCUUCGGCAUCAGGCAUGAACAUGCCCAACAACGCGAUUGCGAACGGCCACUCUACGGCAGCGCCGUUAAGUGAUGCUCAGCGACCGAACACAGCUUCACCUGCUGCUCUACCGGGCUCAACUCCUCAAAAUCCACCUCUCAUGCGCAAGAGGAAGAAACAACAGACUAACCCGCUUGUCCCAAAUAGAAGACCAGGCCAGAAACCAAACAGACCACCACGCCCUCCACCACAGGCUAAUGGAGGAGCAAAGCCUGGAGCCUUACAGGCACGGCCAUUGCCUGCUGCUCAGCAUUCGACCACCGGUCCACCGCAAAGGCCGCUACCUCAACCAACGCAAUCUAUACCCAUAUACACGACACCUAAACAUAUGGUCGAGGGCUUGCGACACCACGUUCUGCGACUUCAUCCACCGCCAGCUCGGUCCAAAGUAGAUCUCUUCGACGAGUCGCAAUUCACGCCUCCGCUUCGCCUUCAUCGUCGUGACCCUCGCGCGCCGGCCGUUGGUGCUGGUCCGAUCGAAGAGGUCGAUGAUGGCGAAAGCAACCAGACAGAUGACAAGGAGCGGGAACGUCUCGAGAUCAUGAAGGAAGAAAGGAAGCGCAUUCGAGAGGAAAAUCAAGCUCAAAUCGCGCCCGCAGUGAAGAAGAAUAAACCGGCUGCAUUUCAAAAGAAGACAGAGCAAGUUUAUAGAAGAGAUGACACACCAGAAGCACGGAAGAAAUCAGCUCUACGAUACGAAGAGUCGCUGCCGUGGCAUCUAGAGGAUUUCGACAAUAAAAAUACAUGGGUGGGCACCUAUGAAGCUGCACUGUCGGAUCAUUAUGUCAUGCUCGUGAAGGAUCAGAAUGGCUGCCGCUUAGUUCCUGUGGAGAAGUGGUAUAGAUUCACAUCGAAGCAGAGAGGCAAGACUUGGACUGCAGACCAGGCAGAUGCUGCUUUCCAGGCAAAGGCCAAGGCACCGCGCUGGUUCGCCGCUGCGGAGGAAAAGGAUGCCGAAAAAAAGAUGAAGAUGCGCGAGCAAAAACUUACACGGAAAUUACACUUGGGUGCGUCAGAUAAUAAACGACCAAGAGGUGGUGAUGACGAGAGGGGAGAGGUCGAGGACAUUGGCGAAAUGGACUACAAUGCCGAAGAAGACUUCGCCGAUGAUGAAGAAGGUGUCAAUGGUCUUUUCGAAGGUGAAGACGAAGACACGAAAGAAACUUCGGAAAGAAUCAAGAAGGAGCAAGCUGCCGCCAACGCGUUCGAGUUGCGGGAUGAGAAAGAUGUUUGGAAGCAGGAGGAGAUACAACAGAAGGCAGCGGAGGAGCAGAGGAAACUUGAGAAGCAGAUCCGAAAGGCGCUCUUGAAGCGAGAGAAGAAUUACGAUUAUGAGCAAGACAGUGACGGCAACAAGUACUUCUCAGACUCAAGUGAAUCUCUUGAUUCCGAUGAAGAACGCAAACGCGAAGAGGAGCAAAAGAAAGAAGAGGAAAAGAAGGCGAAAGCCAAGGAGAAGGAACCCAAAGAGGCCGAGAAACCUAAACAGACCAGUUCAGGCACAUCUACUAAGGGUACUAAUACACCCUCCGGCCGUCCGAAAACAUCAGAUGUCCUCAAGAAAGCUACCAACAACCUCAAACGCCCAGGAUCUCCUAACCUCUCAGAAAUGAGUGGGAAUGAAUCCUCACGAAAGAAGUCCAAGAAGAAGCACGCCCUUUCCCAGCCCACGCAUACAAAUGCGCGACCGAUGUCUCCCGACAAUGCUCCAUCCUCAUCCGCACCAACCAAGCUUAAAUCGAAACUUCGCGGCGGCGCUGGCUCCGGGAGCGAUAGCGAUAUGACAGAAGGUGGAAGAAAGCAAAAACUAAAACUUCGACUAUCACCACCCGGCACUCCAGGGGGAAGCAGAGCUGGAAGUCCGGCUGUGGUCGGAGGCUCCACCGCAGGGAGCGCAGUCCUGAGUGCCGGCGGCACCAAUAGGAUGCAAGGUACUUCUCCUGCUUCAGGAACUGCGACUCCCACUGGCGUCAGCAGUGCAGCUACAGGUCGGCCGCCCCCUGAAGAAGUGGUUGCUGCGAUUCCACCAGAAGGCUUGACCAUGUCGCAGCUGAUGCGCAUCUUCAAGCCCCGACUUCGGACACCAGAGGACAAGGCGGAAUUCUCGAGGUCGUUGAGACCGUUUGUCAGAUUGGACAAAGACACGAAAAUGCUUUACCGCAAGGAUAUCUAAGAGAGCAGAUAUAGAGACGCUUGACGGCGCGAUGAUCAGCCUCAGUCCCACACGGACACAUGUAUACAGGCUGUAUCCUAUGGUCACCUUUCACACUACGUUUGGCAAGCUCAUUGGGUGAAGAAAGCUCAGCAGCAUAAGCAUGGUCGGACGUUUGGCUGUAUACAAAUAUUUGUACUUUUGGUGCAUGGGAUGUACUUUACACAAGGCUCCAAAUCAAAGCCCAUGAAUUUACAAAGCGUAUCCACAGGUCUUACGUAUGUAUAUGCAUGCAUCGGCGCCGAGAGUAUAGGAGUCUCGUGGAGCAGCGUAACGAGCCGCACCUAAUCGAAUGCCAGAUCUGACACUGACACUGACCUGGGAUGUUGUAGUAUAGCACCCCAACAAGGAAGAACAGACUAUGAAUAGCA
Messenger RNA from Pseudovirgaria hyperparasitica, 2845 nucleotides. RefSeq lists its product as uncharacterized. NCBI's taxonomy places the organism in Eukaryota, Fungi, Ascomycota, Dothideomycetes, Acrospermales, Acrospermaceae. The transcript has 3 exons. Gene Ontology annotation, cellular component: nucleus; transcription factor TFIIF complex. Gene Ontology annotation, molecular function: DNA binding; TFIIF-class transcription factor complex binding; RNA polymerase II general transcription initiation factor activity. The coding region runs from base 201 to 2435 and encodes 744 amino acids. Gene Ontology annotation, biological process: positive regulation of transcription elongation by RNA polymerase II; transcription initiation at RNA polymerase II promoter. The record is from RefSeq and is a predicted model, not a curated record.